Puntigrus tetrazona (Sumatra barb) is the source of this 672-nucleotide messenger RNA. RefSeq names its product signal peptidase complex subunit 1 (gene spcs1). Gene Ontology annotation, cellular component: signal peptidase complex; endoplasmic reticulum membrane. The coding region runs from base 247 to 555 and encodes 102 amino acids. The record is from RefSeq and is a predicted model, not a curated record. The transcript has 4 exons. Gene Ontology annotation, biological process: protein targeting to ER. NCBI's taxonomy places the organism in Eukaryota, Metazoa, Chordata, Actinopteri, Cypriniformes, Cyprinidae.
AUAACUGCACACAGACUGCUUUGGGUGCUUAUUAUUUUUUUAUGUAAAGCCCCAUUUGCACUAACAGAUUUAAUAUUCUUUCAAAAGACGUUUUUUUCCUACUGUGCCGUGCAUUUCAGACACAUUUUCGCCCAGGAGAUGUUUUUGAAAGGGGUCCUGCGGAUCUAUACGUACACACUUUCAAACAGGAAACCGUCAUUCUCUUCUCAAUAAUAUUAUCCAGCAGUUUUAUUUUAUAAUCUCAAAAUGCUUUCAGCGUUUAAAUCCAUUCCGACACACAUGGACUAUAAAGGACAGAAACUCGCAGAGCAAAUUUUCCAAGGAAUCAUUCUGGUGUCUGCGGUGAUCGGCUUCAUAUACGGCUUUUCCAUUCAGCAGUUUGGGUGGACAGUUUACAUAAUGUUGGCUGGAUUCACAAUAUCAUGUCUGCUCACCCUGCCUCCCUGGCCAAUGUACAGAAAAAGUCCUUUAACCUGGCAGCCGGCUUUGCCUGAGACGUCUGGAGAAAAUCGCGACAAGCCUCAAGAGAGUCAGAAGAAGAAGAAGCACAAGUGAUGCACGGCGGUAUUUCGGUUGGCACAGCAAAGCCAUAUAGAAACCAACCAAUGGAAAACCUUUUCGUUUUUGUCACCGUUUGAACAUUCAAUAUAUAAUAAAGAACAGCUUUUGGUA